Molecule: messenger RNA, 388 nt
Organism: Microdochium trichocladiopsis
Lineage: Eukaryota; Fungi; Ascomycota; Sordariomycetes; Xylariales; Microdochiaceae
Exons: 1
Coding region: 46-339 (97 amino acids)
Source: RefSeq, a predicted model, not a curated record
ACAAAUUGCAAGUUGUAUAUGAAUUGAACGCUUAUUGUAUUGUAUAUGCGUAUAUCUAUGUCAUGGACGUUGAUGUGGGCACGCGGCCACUCCACCAAAUGCGAGCUACUAUAUACGUGGUGGCAUCAAGUGCCGAGGGUAUCAUGUACUUCAGCCUUGGGUCGCUCGGCCACAAAGGCGUGCAACCUCAAGACAUGUUCCUCCGCUCGAUUGAAGGAUGGAUGGCUUGCUGGUGGCUCCAAGUGCCGCAGCAGUCACAUCCAGCAGUCAAGCUCUGUUUCAAGCUUGGUGAUCGGUGCGGGAGGCGAGUGUAGGUCUGGGGGAAAAGUGCGCGUGUAAUAAACGCGGCCAGGCAAGCAAUUUGUUUGAGCAAGACCAGGCAGAGAAA